AUGGCUAUGGUGUGUCUUUCAGAUUUUGAAGAUUAUGCUAAAAAGUAUUUACCCAAAAUUGCUUGGGAUUUUUUUGCAGCUGGAGCAGAUGACUGUAGCACUCGAGAUGAAAACAUCCAGGCAUAUAAAAGAAUUCGUUUCCGGCCACGUAUGCUGCGGGAUGUAUCCAUGAUGGACAUUAGGACUAAGCUGCUGGGGACUGAAAUCAGCUUUCCUGUAGGAAUCGCCCCCACUGGCUUCCACCAGCUAGCAUGGCCUGACGGAGAGAAAAGCACAGCCAGAGCGGCCAAAGCGAUGAACACCUGUUACAUCGCCAGCACAUACUCCACCUGCACGCUGGAGGAGAUCACUGCGGCCGCCCCCGGAGGGCUCCGGUGGUUCCAGCUCUACAUCCACCGCAACAGGGCGGUUUCCCAGCAGCUGGUCCAACGGGCGGAGGCCUUGGGUUUCCAGGGCCUCGUCCUCACCGCGGAUCUGCCCUACACGGGCAAAAGACGCGAUGAUGUCCGCAACGGUUUCCGCCUUCCUCCCCACAUGAAACUGAAGAACUUGGAAGGAGCCUUUGAGGUUUGUAAAAUGAGCCCCUUGGAUCCGUCGGUCACCUGGAACGAUAUCUACUGGCUGCGGAGCCUGACCCACUUGCCCAUCAUCAUCAAAGGCAUCUUGACGAAAGAAGAUGCAGAGCUGGCAGUGAGACAUGGAGUUCAGGGAAUUAUUGUGUCCAAUCAUGGUGGAAGGCAACUGGAUGGAGGACCUGCCACUAUUGAUGCUCUGGUUGAGGUGGUGGAGGCAGUACAAGGCAGAGUCGAAGUUUAUUUAGAUGGUGGAAUACGAAAAGGAAGUGACGUGUUAAAAGCACUGGCACUGGGAGCGAAAUGCGUCUUUAUUGGAAGACCAGCUUUAUGGGGUCUGGCUUACAAGGGUGAAGAGGGUCUUCAAGACGUUUUGAGAAUUUUGCAGGAUGAGUUUCGUUUGUCGAUGGCCUUAGCUGGCUGUGCCAGCGUCUCAGAGAUUGGCCGACACCUAGUUCAGUUCUCAAAGCUGUGA
Molecule: messenger RNA, 1047 nt
Organism: Phaethon lepturus (White-tailed tropicbird)
Lineage: Eukaryota; Metazoa; Chordata; Aves; Phaethontiformes; Phaethontidae
Gene: HAO2
Product: hydroxyacid oxidase 2 (long chain)
Exons: 7
Coding region: 1-1047 (348 amino acids)
Molecular function (GO): FMN binding; oxidoreductase activity
Source: RefSeq, a predicted model, not a curated record